Molecule: messenger RNA, 3094 nt
Organism: Leptopilina heterotoma
Lineage: Eukaryota; Metazoa; Arthropoda; Insecta; Hymenoptera; Figitidae
Gene: HPS4
Exons: 9
Coding region: 301-2790 (829 amino acids)
Biological process (GO): vesicle-mediated transport
Source: RefSeq, a predicted model, not a curated record
GAUUUCGAGAGUUUUCGAGUUUGAUUCAAUGAUUGAACAAUGAUUUAAUAUUAAAUGUUGUUUUUAUUCAUUAGAUUCAUUAGAUGUCUUUAUUUAUCUUUAUUUCCCAGCAGUGAUAGUUUCUAGGGAAUUAGAAAUAGGAUAAUACAAACAAAUUUUACACUUCUUUUGCAAUUAAAUUUAACAACGAAAUGUUUAUUUUGUUCAUUGUGAGAAAGACAAUUAUUCAUCGAAGGGAUUAAAAAAUAUAGAUUGUAAAAUUGUAAUUGAUACAUACAAGCAGAGUUAUAAAUAUUCGACAUGGCUAAAGAAAUGAUGAUAGUAUUUGUUUACAAUACAGUGAAAUGCACAAGUGAGGAAGAUGAUCCUGCUGAAUCUGUUAUGUAUUUUCAUCCUUCGUGGGUUUCUCCAUCUCAAAAAUUACUUUUAGCAGGUCAAUUAAUGGGAGUUAAUCAAUUUUUGACGACAUCCUUCUCCUCACCUUGUCUAAUUUCACUAAGAGGGGGGAAAUUCGUUUUAAAGAAAUUAGGCCAAUAUGUUCUUGCAGUAGGAACAGAUAGAAAUAUACAAGAUUGGAUUUUACAAAGGCGAGCAAGCACUUUGGAAUCAAUAUUAAAAUUUUUUCAUUGCGAUAUUGAAACUAUAUCAACGUCACUUAAUAAUGACAAAAAUAAAUUCACCGAAAAAUUAUAUCAAAUGUUUGAAACAUACUUGCCUAUAUUACAAUACAAUUCAAGUUUAUUUUUUAGUAAUCCAUCUUUAAAACUACCAAGGAGUGCAAGUCAUGUUUUUUUAGAAGCAAUUCAAAUUUUACAAAAUUGUCAGGAAAUCAUUGGAAUUAUAGGCGGAGCUCUUUUUUACAAUAAUAAAGUCGUAGCAUCUCAGUUAAGUGCUGAAAUUACUAAACAGCUAGUCAUAACGGAUCCUUAUCGAAUUAAGACACCAGCUGAAAAAAUAUCAACCAUGUAUCAUUUACCUGUUGGAGUACAACUUUUGUAUGUUUACAUUGAACAAAGUCAAAUUGGCAAAAUGAUUCAUAGUGCAAAUCUUGAGCGGAGUUACAGUUCCCAUUUAGCAGCAUCAAUAAAAAAAGUACUGCACAAUAAAAAGAAUUUUAAGAAUAACUGUAAGGAUCAACCACUUCUUAUGAAACGAGACAUUUCACGUAUUUUCACUGUCCCAGAAGAGGGAGAACUCGAUUCCAUAAGUGAUAAUUCUUUUUCAAAUUUUACCGCACAUCCAUCUGAAACAUGCAAUUCUCCAAUUAAUCAGAAAGAAGAGUGCAAAAAUGAGAGUAUAAAGCAACAAUUUCCCGUAACGCCAAGUGUUUGUUGUACUCCUUUAAAAGAUGUGCAACGUAUUUUACAUGGAACUGCUGUUUCCAUAUGUAGCACAACAGACGAAGCAGAAAUGUCUAAAGAAGCCAUAAAUAAAUCUGAUGAACGAAAAAAAGAUCCUAAUGAUAUUCCAGAUAUCGUGAAAGAAGCACUUUUAUGUAAAAAAUUAAAUAAAUUAAAAAAUGCCACUUCCAGUGAUAGAUUUAUCAAAUUCGAAGAUAGUAAUAAGAAAAGUUUAAGUUUAAUUGAUAUUAAACAUCAUUCGAGUCAAGAUUUAUGGGAAUCGUCACCAGAAUUAAAUAAAAAUUUGCCAUUAGAUUACAAAUCGUGUACAACACGAAGAAAAACAUUGCCAAAUAAAAGGUAUUUCAAUACAAUAACAGAUCCUAAUUUUCCGGUGUUUAGAGCUGAUGGCGUACAAGUGACUCAUUCACUGUACAAUCAGUAUAUUACUUCUCACUAUCAAGAGUUGAAUCAAGAUACUGAGAUCAGUUUGGCUUCCAAAACUUCUAAAAAGAAAAAUAAUUCCACGGAAAUGGGAAAAUUGAAGAAAGAUAUGAAGCAAAAAUCAAAGGUUUCAUCUAACGUAAAAUUACAAAACAUCAGUAAACAGGAAUUGUAUCGUAGUUCUUUAAGUCUUCCAUUGAAACCUCUUAAUGUGCUCGACACUGAAGAAAGAAGUAAAACAUCAAACUCAAACAGUGUAUUUGAAAAACAACGUAAACACGAAGGUUUACAAUUAACUCCUUUAAUGUCAAAACUAAGCCUUAUUAUAGAUGAAAAUAGAAGUGGAGUUUAUAGUAGAGACAACACACCCAGUGAAUUUAAUGAUUUCUCUGGAUAUUCUGCGCUCUCAAAUAAUUUAAUUAAAAAUAAAUUAGACUCUUCUGUUAUAAACAAUGAAUCCAAUGAAGAAAUUGAAAUGGAUUUAAUAAAGAAUAAAAGUUCUGUUCAAAAAACUGAAUUAUUCUUAUGUGGACAUCAAAAUAUGGUCUUGAUGUUAUUAUUAGAAAAUGGAAUGUGCUCAGAUCCAGAACUUAUACAUUCUCUGUGGAGGACUUGCAUUAAUAAUUUGGGGAAAUUGGAAAUAUGUUUACAACAGUGUCUAGAUCCAUUGCCAAUAACAGAAAAUAAAGAAUUAUACAGUGUACUCUCAGUUAAUUCCGAAUGGGAUACUACCUAUCGUUCCGGAUUGUGGGGUGUUACGGAACUCGACAUACUGGCAACACUUCACAAUAGGUUUACCAACAAAAAUAAUCUCACAGAGAUAAUAAUAAGGAGUGAUGAUGCAGUUGUGUAUGGAAAUCAGUGUGGAAAUGUUGAAGUUUUUUAUCAACAAACUUCAUCAUCUAGUACUUAUGGUGGACUUCCAACUCCCGCUGAUCUAAUGGGUAUAGUACCACUCAAAGCUAAACGAAGAAUUGAAAGAGAUCAUGAUAUUAUAUUAAUGUAAACUAACAGAAAAUCUUAUACUGUAUUGCAGUAAAACGAUUUCUUUAAGCUUAAUAAUUGAAUUUCAUCAAAAUCACCAUCUGACUAGAUGAAACAAAAUGCAAUGAUACGCCAUGCCAUUUUAAUAUGGAACCAAAAACUCUAAUUACAUUUUUAUAUAUAAAAAAUUUUUUAUAAAGAUAGAGAAACUCGUUUUCGCUUAUAAGUGAAUCGAUAAUUAUUGAAUAGUUUUAUUUAUAGAAAAUAUAGGCUGAAUUAAUUUAUUGUAUUUAUGUGAAUGUUGGUUGUUAAUUAUUAAUGUAAAU